UGGUGGAGUCCAAACUUAGCAACUCCACUCUGGAAUCAGAAAACUGGAAAAUCCUAUAUCUGGAUUGAAAUUCAAAGAUGAGCAUUUGGAAGCUUCUUUAAGAGAAUCGAGGCUUGGAGAUUGUCGACAGAAUGAGGUCUUGAAGAGGCAAACGCUCAGCCGAUCCGGUGGCCCCCGCCUUCCUCUCUCUCUCUCUCUCUCCCCCGCCCCACGCUGGGUUUUUUUUCUUUCUUUCCCCAUCAUCCUGACGUCGGGAGCUAUCCACAAGCCGUGGUGCUGAAGCAAAAUGGCUGGCUCUCACUAGGCACGAGAAGGAGGAGCAGCAGUCGGCGGCCCUUCGGAGAAGGAUGCCAUUUCGCAGCAACGCAACACGCCUUUCCUUUUCCAAGCAGCUCCCCACGCUGUGAAGCCAAAUCUGCUUUAGAACAGCGGCCUUGAAAGAGAGAGCGAGAGGGAGAGCGCCUAUGCCAUGUCUUUGCUUUGCGUUGGAGUCAAGAAAGCCAAGUUUGAUGGCCCACAAGAAAAAUUCAACACAUACGUGACCCUCAAAGUUCAGAAUGUAAAGAGCACAACAAUUGCAGUGCGAGGGAAUCUUCCUUGCUGGGAACAAGAUUUCAUGUUUGAGAUUAAUCGACUAGACCUCGGUUUGACAGUGGAAGUGUGGAACAAGGGUCUUAUCUGGGACACCAUGGUGGGCACGGUUUGGAUCCCCUUAAGCACAAUCCGCCAAUCAAACGAGGAUGGCCCAGGAGAGUGGCUGACUCUUGAUUUUCAUGUCAUCAUGAUAGAUAAUGAGAUCUCUGGGACCAAAGACCCCACUUUCCAUCGUAUCCUCUUGGACACCCGCUUUGAACUCCCACUCGAUAUUCCUGAAGAAGAGGCACGGUAUUGGGUCAAGGAGCUGGAGCGGCUGAAUGCUAUGCGAGACCAAGAUGAUAAGCAGGAGAAACCGCUUCCAGUCCCCGGCUCACAGUGCUGCAACUGGAAUUAUUUUGGCUGGGGAGAUCAACAAAAUGAUGACCCUGACAGCACCGUGGAUGACCGGGACAGUGACUACCGCAGUGAGACCAGCAACAGCAUCCCACCCCCUUACUAUACAACCUCCCAGCCCAAUGCUUCGGUCCACCAGUACCCCAUACGCCAUCAACAGCGAGUAUCCCGAGACUCCUAUACAGAUUCUAUGCAGGGUUAUGAGAUGGACUAUUCUAACCAUCGGCCAAUCAGACGUUUUGGUAGUGUAGAUUCUGCCGCAAAUGGGCACAGCGACGCUGAGUCUGCUUCCGGGUCAAGCAGGCACACAAGCCGCCAGCCCUCGCUCGAGAGCAGGCGCUCCCUAGACCUAUCUGAUAGCCCCACUGGGAGCAGCCGCUACGCCUCCUCGGCUGAGCUGAGCCAGGGUAGUUCGCAGCUGAGUGACGAAUUUGACCCUGAUGACGUCAGCCUGGACGAGCGGGACGGCGACUCCUACCACUCUUGCCACAGCUCUGUGAGUUAUCAGAAGGACUCCCCGCACUGGGACGAAGAAGAGGAUGACUUGUACCUGGAGGAGGAUGAGUUCAAUGAAGAGUAUAGUGAGAAUGAAGAGUACUACCCUGAGGGCAAGGCGGCCGACGCUGAUCUUGAGUCCUACCCCAAGGAGGUUUAUGUGCAGCAGCAAGAGCCACAGCCGAAGACCCCACAGGUCCAGCCAGCCACGCCAUUUGCCCUGUCCCAGCAGAAGCCACCCCAGCAGGCCCAACAGCAGCUCCAGCAGAAGUCACCCCAGCAGGCCCAACAGCAGCUCCAGCAGAAGCCGCCCCAACAGGCCCAACAGCAGCUCCAGCAGAAGCCACCCCAGCAGGCCCAAGCCCAACCGCCGCUACAGAAACCACUGCAACAGGCCCAGCCAGUGCCGCAAGUGCAACAGAGGCAGCAGCCAUUGCAGCAAAAACUGCCUCCUCAGGGGCAGCAGAAGCCACAGUCCCAGCAGCCACAACAGCUACAGAAGCCACAGCUGCCACCCAUGCAGCAGAAGCAGCCACAGCUGCAGCAGCAGGCGCCACCGAGGUUGCAACAGCAGGUCCAGAAAGAGGAGAAGGUGGACGAGGUUCCAACUGUCCUUCAGGAGGAACAACCAGCAGCAGAGCUCCCAGUUGUGGAGGAGACCCCCCAGGAAGAGCCCCCCAAGACAGAAGAGAAGGUGAAGGAAGAAGUUGAAGUGGUAGACCCCAAAGCACGAGCAAAAGCCAACUGGUUACGGGCAUUCAACAAAGUCUGCAUGCAACUCCAAGAGGCUCGAGGCGAAGGCUCUGGAGAAUCCAAAUCCCUCUGGUUUAAAGGCGGGGGAGCCGCAGUAAAGUUUCUGCACUGCAUUAACAGCAUGCCCGACAUUAUGGCUGGACGUAAAUCUCUUCCGCUAGUGAUCAGCGAUCUGGCUAUGUCCUUAGUCCAGUCCAGGAAAGCUGGUAUUACGUCAGCACUUGCAUCAAGCACUUUAAACAAUGAAGAGCUAAAAAACCAUGUUUACAAGAAGACCCUCCAAGCCUUAAUCUAUCCUAUCUCUUGUACAACCCCCCAUAAUUUUGAGGUGUGGACUGCCACCACUCCCACCUAUUGUUAUGAGUGUGAGGGUCUGCUCUGGGGCAUUGCACGCCAAGGAAUGCGGUGUACCGAGUGUGGAGUGAAAUGUCAUGAAAAGUGCCAAGACCUGCUCAACGCCGACUGCUUGCAAAGGGCAGCAGAAAAAAGUUCUAAACAUGGGGCAGAAGAUCGCACACAGAACAUUAUUAUGGUGCUGAAAGACCGUAUGAAGAUCCGAGAGAGGAAUAAACCAGAAAUCUUUGAGUUAAUCCAGGAGAUCUUUGCAGUCUCCAAGACCACCCAUACCCAGCAGAUGAAGGCAGUCAAGCAGAGCGUUCUGGAUGGCACUUCAAAGUGGUCGGCCAAGAUCAGCAUCACAGUUGUUUGUGCACAAGGCCUGCAGGCCAAGGAUAAAACGGGCUCCAGUGACCCCUAUGUAACCGUCCAGGUUGGAAAGACCAAAAAGAGAACAAAGACCAUAUAUGGAAAUUUGAACCCCGUCUGGGAGGAAAACUUCCACUUUGAAUGUCAUAACUCCUCCGAUCGAAUUAAAGUUCGGGUAUGGGAUGAAGAUGAUGACAUCAAGUCUAGGGUAAAACAGCGCUUCAAGAGAGAAUCUGAUGACUUCCUGGGUCAGACAAUCAUUGAAGUGCGGACACUGAGUGGAGAAAUGGAUGUCUGGUACAAUCUGGAUAAGCGAACAGAUAAGUCAGCUGUAUCCGGAGCUAUCCGACUGCACAUUAGUGUGGAGAUCAAAGGAGAGGAGAAAGUGGCACCUUACCAUGUGCAGUACACCUGCCUUCAUGAAAACCUAUUCCAUUUUGUGACGGAUAUCCAAAACAAUGGUGUUGUUAAAAUCCCAGAUGCAAAGGGGGACGAUGCUUGGAAAGUAUAUUUUGACGAAACUGCCCAGGAGAUUGUGGAUGAGUUUGCUAUGAGAUACGGAGUGGAGUCCAUCUAUCAGGCUAUGACGCACUUUGCCUGCCUUUCCUCAAAAUAUAUGUGCCCAGGGGUGCCUGCUGUAAUGAGUACUUUAUUGGCCAACAUUAAUGCUUAUUAUGCGCAUACUACUGCCUCCACCAAUGUCUCUGCCUCUGACCGUUUUGCCGCUUCCAAUUUCGGGGUAAGUCCGAUGAAAGAACGGUUUGUCAAACUGCUGGACCAGCUACACAAUUCCCUGAGGAUCGAUCUCUCAAUGUAUCGGAAUAAUUUCCCUGCUAGCAGUCCUGAAAGACUGCAGGACCUUAAAUCAACAGUGGACCUCUUGACCAGCAUCACUUUCUUUCGGAUGAAGGUCCAAGAGCUCCAGAGUCCACCACGAGCCAGUCAGGUGGUGAAGGAUUGUGUGAAGGCCUGCCUCAACUCAACUUAUGAAUACAUCUUCAACAACUGCCAUGAACUCUAUAGUCGUGAAUACCAAACUGAUCCUACCAAGAAGGGUGAACUGCCACCAGAAGAACAGGGUCCCAGCAUCAAGAAUCUAGACUUUUGGUCCAAACUUAUAACCUUGAUAGUAUCGAUCAUUGAAGAAGAUAAGAACUCAUACACACCUUGCCUCAACCAAUUCCCUCAAGAGCUGAAUGUUGGGAAGAUCAGCGCAGAGGUUAUGUGGAACCUUUUUGCUCAGGACAUGAAGUAUGCAAUGGAAGAGCAUGACAAACAUCGGCUAUGCAAGAGUGCUGACUAUAUGAACCUGCACUUUAAGGUGAAAUGGUUGUACAAUGAAUAUGUCACAGAUCUUCCUUCCUUCAAGAGCCGGGUUCCUGAAUACCCAGCAUGGUUUGAACCUUUUGUUAUCCAAUGGCUGGAUGAGAACGAGGAAGUGUCACGAGAUUUCUUGCAUGGAGCAUUAGAACGAGACAAGAAAGAUGGGUUCCAACAAACUUCAGAACAUGCCCUCUUCUCCUGUUCUGUGGUUGAUGUCUUCUCCCAGCUCAACCAAAGCUUUGAGAUUAUCAAGAAGUUGGAGUGCCCUGAUCCACAGAUUGUAGGCCAUUACAUGAGAAGAUUUGCCAAGACCAUUAGCAAUGUCUUGCUGCAGUAUGCUGAGAUCAUCUCUAAAGGCUUUGCUUCCUACUGCUCCAAGGAGAAAGAAAAAGUGCCUUGUAUCCUGAUGAACAACAUACAGCAGUUGCGUGUCCAGCUGGAGAAGAUGUUUGAAGCUAUGGGGGGGAAAGAGUUGGACACAGAAGCCAGUGAUAUCCUCAAGGAACUUCAGGUGAAGCUCAACAAUGUCUUGGAUGAGCUGAGCCGAAUAUUUGCAACCAGUUUUCAGCCACAUAUAGAGGACUGUGUGAAGCAGAUGGGAGACAUCCUGAGUCAAGUGAAAGGCACCGGGAACGUGCCUGCCAGUGCCUGCAGCAGUGUGGCUCAGGAUGCUGACAACGUCUUACAGCCUAUUAUGGACCUCCUGGAUAGCAACUUGACUCUGUUUGCCAAAAUUUGUGAGAAGACUGUCCUGAAACGAGUGCUAAAGGAACUCUGGAAACUUGUCAUGAAUACAAUGGAGAAGACAAUUGUACUUCCUCCACUAACUGACCAGACGAUGAUUGGAACCCUCUUAAGAAAGCAUGGGAAGGGGACUGAGAAGACUAGGGUGAAGCUCCCCAGUCACACUGAAGGUACGCAGAUGAUCUUCAAUGCAGCCAAGGAAUUAGGGCAGCUUUCAAAACUGAAGGAUCACAUGGUACGUGAGGAAGCUAAGAGUUUGACACCCAAACAGUGUGCUGUGGUGGAACUUGCACUGGAUACCAUCAAGCAAUACUUCCAUGCAGGAGGAGUUGGUCUCAAAAAAACCUUCUUGGAGAAAAGCCCAGAUUUGCAAUCCUUGCGCUACGCCCUCUCGCUCUACACACAAGCCACAGACUUGCUCAUCAAAACCUUUGUCCAGACGCAGUCCGCUCAGGUUCAUGGUGGAAAAGGGAUUAGAUUUACUCUUAGUGAAGAAACCUAUCCAGAGAAGGGCUCUGGAGUAGACGAUCCUGUGGGAGAAGUCUCCGUCCAUGUUGAGUUUUUCACCCAUCCUGGCACCAGUGAACACAAAGUAACAGUCAAAGUGGUGGCUGCCAAUGAUCUCAAGUGGCAAACAUCGGGCAUCUUCCGGCCUUUCAUUGAAGUCAACAUUAUUGGGCCACAUCUCAGUGACAAGAAAAGGAAAUUUGCUACCAAGUCCAAGAAUAAUAGCUGGUCCCCCAAAUACAAUGAGAGCAUCCAGUUCACCCUUGGCACUGAGACAGGCCCAGAGUGCUACGAGCUGCAAGUCUGCGUCAAAGACUACUGCUUUGCACGGGAAGACCGGACAGUGGGCAUCGCCAUCCUGCAGUUGAAGGACAUCGUGCAACGGGGCAGCUGUGCCUGCUGGCUGCCGCUGGGCCGGCGCAUCCACAUGGAUGACACGGGCCUGACAGUGCUGCGCAUCCUUUCGCAGAGAAACAAUGACGAGGUGGCCAAGGAGUUUGUAAAAUUGAAGUCAGAUACGCGCUCAGCGGAGGAGGGCAGCAGUAGCUAAGACCAAUCUGCCUCCCCCCUGACUUCCCCCUCCCCCUUGUUCCCUUCCACAGUCUGCUAGAAUUGCCUUCCCUUCUCUUCCUGGUCCCUUCCCUCUUUUAUACAGCCAUGUCAAAGCCAUAGAGUUUUCGGAGCUGUCUUUUCUCUCCCUCACCCUGGCCCUCCCUGCUCCUCACUCUUUUAUUUGGGAGCUUUGCUCCCGCUGCCAAGGAUCACACGCAUACCUUCUCAAAUACAUGUGCAUUGCCAAAUUCCCCCAUGAAGCAGAGAUUGGUGAGAGAACAAAGAGUUUGUUUCUACAAAGGAUCCUAAAAAAAAAAAAAAAAUCAAAGAUGCUGCUGACUGCAUUUCGACAUAAACUCCUGCCAUCCCCUUUCCUGGCAUAUUUUUGCCUGAGAAGCAUCAGAAGCUGCCUUCAGGUUAUUUGUCAAUCAACCCAGUAUUUCCAGUUUAAAUUGGCAGCUGAUAUCUAAGGCAGUGUUUCUCAACCUUAGUAACAGGAAGAUGACUGGACUUCAACUCCCAGAAUUCCCCAGCCAGCAUGCCUAGCUGGGAGCUGAAGUCGAUCCAUCUUAAAGUUGCCAAGGUUGAGAAACAUUGUUUUGAGGUCUCAGAUAUAGAAAAAUAUUUCCCACUAUAUGCUGCCUAAUUUGUGAACUGAAAAUGCUGGGGAUUGAACUAGCAACCAACUGUAAACAAAAGCGAAUUCUCUGUGCCAAGUGGAAAUAAGGAUAAAUUACAAAUCUAUAGCACUGGGAAAGGUAGCUUUCUUUGUCUUCAACAGGACUAAAGAAAUAUCAUCAGAUUCUUCCCUGCAAUUCUAGCACCAAGUUGCAUCAAGAUUAACAGCGCCCAAAAGGCUGAUCUGAAGUUCGUCCAGUCUAUUCACAAUUAUUAGCCCAUCGAGGCAAGGCUAGAGGAUGGCAGCUAUGCAGUUCACCAUCUUGGGAUCAGCAUGAUACUCUUCUAUUGCUGUGGCCUUCAAGGAAGGCCAGCAAUCAGACAUGAUAGGAAUGUAAUCCAUCAUCUGAAGGGCUAUGGCUUCCUUUUUUCUGUUCUAUUAUUUUAGGAUAUUUUUUUCUCAUUUUAUUUUCCUUCAGUUCUGAGAAGUUCUAGAUUUAAUUCCAUAAGUGAAGCAUGCACUUUGCUACAGUUUUACAGUUCCAUUGCAUUCCAUUCCUGUCUCGUGCACAAAUACGAAUACUUGAGUUACUAUUUGUAUAUGCAUUGAAACUCUGCCCCACCCUCAAAUCUUUACUGCAUCACAGUACUGGGUGAGGUUUUAUUAAUGUUCACGAACAUCAUCUCUGAACGUUGGUAAAACACCACGCUAUGUUCUUGCUACCAUCAUGAUUAUCACAUGAUUGACUUUUUUGUGGUGUUUGUUAACACAUGAACAUAUAAAAGUAAUGCAUGGGAGAACAGUGGACAAUUAAAAGACUGAACAUUGUGGUAAGAAUGUUAAGAACCUUAGAAGUGCAAAAAUGGACAGUCCUAAAUGCCCAAGUUUAUUUCUAUGUGGAAAUAAAACCAGGUAUUUCAAAAUGCAAGGGUACGCGGAAGAAUUCAGCCAAGGGGAAUUUGUAGGCAACCUUUCUGCAAACUUGGCAACAACAAUGUGGAGCAUGUGUGCUAACUCAAGAACUCUUAUUUUACUCAAGGAAAGGAGUAUUCAGUCAGUAGGAUUGGCCCCGACUCGUUUUCUGGUGUGUGUCAUAAUUACUACCUCUAUUGAGAUAACACACCUAAGCUGGUUUAUUCUUGUGAACGUAGAGGGAAUGAGGGAGAGGUGUGAAAAUGUGGAGUAUUCAUGCAGUAUUUGUUUCAGUACCUGUAAGAAGAUAAAACUCAAGGCCUUGUAGGUGUGGGACUAUAGUAUGUAAUUUUGGAAAGAAUUCAAGGUUUGAGAGGUUCCAAGAAAGGGACAAAAGCAGAACAUUAAAGGGAGGAGAUAUUUGGAAAAAAACAUGAGAUCCAAAAGAACAACAUUCUGUAAGAAAGCAGUUGUUUAUGGAGUUGCUGGAGGAUGACCAGUUAACUGGAAAAGUUAACUGAUCAUCAUGACUGUCCUAAAUCUCCCGAUUGAUGUCACAUCUGUAGAGGGCUCCCUUUCUGAAAGCUGCAUCAAUUCUAACAGCUUGGCCAGUUCUGUCCACAUGUUUCUAUGGCCCUACAGACAUAUGGAUUGAAUUUAUCACGCAGCCCAUUAGUUGAUGUCAUUUGCCAGUUCCAUGCUUAACUGCCUCCCCCCCAUCCCAGUUUGCUCCUCUGCCACCGAAAUACAGCUCAUUGUUCUCCUUCCUUGUUUGCUACCUGAUAUGGAUCAACUCUCACCGGUUGGGCAGCUCUAAACCAGUUAUAUCAAUCUUGGCUUCCUAGAAAGAUGCCUUACAUCAGGCAGAUUAUUUUUUUAUUCUGCCCUUAAUUAUUUGCACCUGAUUGUCAGCUCACCCCUUCCCCAUGGGAUUUUGUUAAAAGCAGGCAUCAAGAAUGGUAUUUGAGAUCUUCUGUAUGUAAAGAAGGAAUUCCACCUAUGAUCUCUGGUCUCCCCAAUAUUUGGAAAUUGAAAGAUUUCCAAGAAUCUUUGGAUGUGUAGUGGGCUGUCAUUGCUACAUUAGAGAACAUACAAGAGUGCCCUGAAAUAAAGACAGUGAUGUCCACCUAAACCUAGAGGAAAGACAUCAUCCUCUCUCCAGAAACCUCAUAUUCACCUCUUCCAAACACUGCACAAAUCUACUUCCAAGCUUAACUCCUCCAUUAGUCAGAACUCUUCCCCCCCCCAUUUGUCCCUCCUCUUUUUCAAAAAUGUUUAAUUUUUUAUGACUUGCUUGGGACCAAAGUAUCAGGAUUUUGAGUUGAAUGUUUACACACAGACAUAUGCACAAUCCACCAGACUUAUAUAAAUUGUAUUUGAAAAAAUUAAAAAGAGAGAAAGCUUAGGCAACAGUUGUAUCCAGGCAAAUAGCUAUUGUGGCUAGCAAAUCAAAACACGUGGCAAGGUGAUUUCAUCUCUUCCCUCCUUAACAGAUUUUUUUCUGGGGCAAGAUGGCACCAAGAGCAGGAAAAUAUGUAGGUUACAAAUGAAAGUUGUCUGGAUCUUCUGCAAAAUUCUAUGAACAAGGCAGGACAAUCGCACAAUUAAAGCCUUGUCUUGAAACCCUUUUAAGACUGCAGGGGAGGUAAAGCAAAAAUUCCCAUUUCUGUCUCCAGCAUACUUUGGCACAAACAGAGCUGACACUGUCCCUUAUCCUGCACAGUGAGAUGACAAGAAGCCAAGGGUAGGCAUCUCCCUCCAUCUUCCCCCCAAACUGGUUCCUCCUUCAACUGUUUCUCUUUGGCAUGUAGUUGAAACUAACAACAAAAUGGAUCAGAAUAAAUUUUAAAACCCCAAACAAUAAAAUAAAGUUAAUUCUAUUUGUGUAGCACACAUGUUGGAAUAUGUUUUCAUGUUGUCUGUUCUGUACAUACAUACCUGAAGUGGAUUGAGCAAUGGUUUUACCAACAAUGGAUGCAUGAUAGUGAGAUGUUUUGCACUAUUUUGAAAUUUUGGGGCUCUAUACAAAUAUUUUAUUAACUGACAUUAAAAAAUCAAAAACAAA
Molecule: messenger RNA, 9665 nt
Organism: Crotalus tigris (Tiger rattlesnake)
Lineage: Eukaryota; Metazoa; Chordata; Lepidosauria; Squamata; Viperidae
Gene: UNC13A
Product: unc-13 homolog A
Exons: 46
Coding region: 470-6067 (1865 amino acids)
Biological process (GO): presynaptic dense core vesicle exocytosis; synaptic vesicle maturation; neuromuscular junction development
Cellular component (GO): neuromuscular junction; presynaptic membrane; synaptic vesicle membrane
Molecular function (GO): calmodulin binding; calcium ion binding; syntaxin-1 binding
Source: RefSeq, a predicted model, not a curated record